Molecule: messenger RNA, 3340 nt
Organism: Pipistrellus kuhlii (Kuhl's pipistrelle)
Lineage: Eukaryota; Metazoa; Chordata; Mammalia; Chiroptera; Vespertilionidae
Gene: MYLK3
Product: myosin light chain kinase 3
Exons: 15
Coding region: 29-2626 (865 amino acids)
Biological process (GO): positive regulation of apoptotic process; protein phosphorylation; intracellular signal transduction
Cellular component (GO): nucleus; cytoplasm
Molecular function (GO): ATP binding; protein serine/threonine kinase activity
Source: RefSeq, a predicted model, not a curated record
CCCGCCCGCCCGGCCGGCCCGCGCUGGGAUGUCCAGGGCCUCCCAGGAGGGAGCGGGGCCCCGGGGGCUGCCGGCGGCGGCUGCAGCGGGCAGGGCCUGCCUGUCCAGCCUGGACCGGAAGCUGAGCGCGCUGGACGAGAAGGUGGACACACUGCUGCGCGCCCAGGAGGACGUGGCGGACAAGCUGCAGGGCGUGUGCCGGGGCCUGGACCACCUGGAGCGGGGCCUGAGCCGGCUGGAGGCCUCCCGGGGCCCGGGCCCCCCGGGGGCCGGCCCCACCCCGCCCGAGGAGCCUCCGGCCCCGAGGGGGGACGCGCAGGCCGGCUGGCCGGAGGUCCUGGGCCUGGUGCGGGCGGUGCGGCAGGAUGUGGCCCGGCAUGGCGCCCGGCUGGAGGCCCUGCUCCGGGUGGUGGCGGCCGUGGACCGGGCCAUCGCCCUGCUGGGCGCCCUGUUCCAGAACUCCGUGGUGCUGGACUUCGUCCUGCGAGGCAGUGCGCCCUGGAGGCGAGGCCGCCCGGCCCCCGGGUCCCCCGAGGUGGGUGACGCGUCCCCCGCCCGGCCCUGCUGGGGGGCCGCCCGGGCAAAACGGGAGCCCCCCGGGAACAGGGCGAACCACCGGACGGAGGCCUGUACCCACUGCGGUCCUCGCCUGCAGCUCCAGGAGCUGCGCAUCCUCUGGGUCCAGGGCCGUGACGAAGAGCGAGAGGAGGCGGCGGGAGCCCAGCCACGGCGGGCGCUGAGCGGCCGGGGCGUGCAGGCCGAGCGCCCGGGGCCGCGGGGCGAGAGCCAGAAGGCUGGCCCGCCGGAGGGCACAGCGGCGAGGCCGCCCCCGGUCUGCGUGUCAGGGAUGGGGUCUGAGGUCCCGGCCCCGCCAGAGGCCCAGCAGGAGGCCCCGCCGGAGGCCCCGCCGGAGGCCCAGCUGGAGGCCCCGCCGGAGGCCCCGCCGGAGGCCCCGCCGGAGGCCCCGCCGGAGCCGGGAGGCGGGGUCCCCGGCCCCGACCAGGCACCUGGACACCUGCCGCCCGCAGAGGCGGAAGCCACAGCUCCCGGGGCGCCUGGUGAGGCCCCCGAGCCCAGCCGGGAGGUGGCACCAGGCCCAGCACCAGGGCCAGCGGCCAGCGGUCCUGACGCUCUGCGCGCGGAGGACGGUGUGACGCUGGCCUCGGGCCCGCCUGCCGGGGCCACCGCAGCUCCCGGCGGCGAGGACACGCCUGGCAGGCUCUCCGUCCACGUGCAGGAGACGGACGUGCAGGAGGCGGACACGCCGGGGGAGCUGCGGGGCGUGCCAGGGGUCAGCCCCCGUGUGGCGUCCCCCGUGGAGGCCCCGGCCACUACCCAGCCUGGGGAGCCGGCCCUGCCUGCGCACGGGGGCCGGCCCCAGGCCCCAGGGACCGAGCCGGGGGGACACGGCGCCGCUCGGAGCAGCCACGGCGCAGCAGAGGCCGAGGGCUCGCCGGGACCCGCAGCCGGAGCCGCCCCGGGACUGAGCGGGGCCGGCGGGGGCUCGGGGGCGGACACGGGCGCGGGAGCCGGCGGCCCGGAGCCCGGGGGGGACGGCACCCCCGGGGGCCCGGGUGCAGCCGUGGCGGGGGCGCCCCAGGGAGCUGUGGCCCGCGGCCUCGUUCUGGACGACAGCCCGGCCCCGCCGGCCCCGUUCGGGCACCGGGUGGUGAGCCUGCGCGAGGCGGCGGCCGCAGCGGGCUACGCGGUGUGCCAGCAUGAGGUGCUGGGCGGGGGCCGGUUUGGCCAGGUCCACCGGUGCACGGAGCGGGCCACGGGCCUGGCGCUGGCAGCCAAGGUCAUCAAAGUGAAGAGCAGCAAGGAUCGGGAGGACGUGAAGAACGAGGUGGCCAUCAUGAACCAGCUGAGCCACACGAACCUGAUCCAGCUGUACGACGCCUUCGAGGGCAGGCACAGCUGCACGCUGGUCAUGGAGUGCGUGGACGGGGGAGAACUCUUCGACCGCAUCACGGAUGAGAAGUACCACCUGACGGAGCUGGACGUGAUCUUGUUCACCAGGCAGAUCUGCGAGGGCGUGCACUACCUCCACCAGCACUACAUCCUGCACCUGGACCUCAAGCCGGAGAACAUCCUGUGUGUCAAGCAGACCGGACACCAGAUAAAGAUCAUUGACUUCGGGCUGGCCAGAAGGUACAAGCCGCGGGAGAAGCUAAGGGUGAACUUCGGCACGCCCGAGUUCCUGGCCCCCGAGGUCAUCAACUACGAGUUCGUCUCGUUCCCCACGGACAUGUGGAGCGUGGGCGUCAUCACCUACAUGCUGCUCAGCGGCCUGUCCCCGUUCCUCGGGGAGACGGACGCCGAGACCAUGAACUUCAUUGUGAACUGCUGCUGGGACUUCGAGGCAGAGUCCUUCGAGGGGCUGUCGGAGGACGCCAAGGACUUCGUGUCCCAGCUGCUGGUCAAGGAGAAGAGCUGCAGGAUGAGCGCCACCCAGUGCCUGAAGCACGCGUGGCUGAGCGACCUGCCCGCCAAGGCGUCCCGGGCCCAGCUGCGCCUCCGGUCCCAGCUCCUGCUGCAGAAGUACCUGGCUCAGCGCAAGUGGAAGAAACACUUCCAUGUGGUGACGGCGGCCAACAGGCUCAGGAAGUUCCCCACCUGCCCCUGAUCCCAGCCCGGACGCCCUGCCCCUGAUCCCGGCCGGAAGCCCUGCCCCUAAUCCCGGCCGGAUGCCCUGCCCCUGGCCCUGGGCCCGGCCCGGACGCCCUGCCCCUGAUCCCGGCCCCUGAUCCCGGCCGGACGCCCUGUCCCUGAUCCUGGCCGGACACCCUGUCCCUGAUCCCGGCCCGGACGCCCUGCCCCUGGGCCCGGCCCAGACGCCCUGCCCCUGAUCCCGGCCCGGCCGCCCUGCCCCUGAUCCCGGCCUGACGGAGCCGUGGCCGUGAGAUACCCGGCCUCUGGCUCAGACGGACGCCGAGAACUGUGCCAGGAGGCUCUGGCGGCCCUUCCGUGGGCAGGACUGUGGCCGCCGUCGGAGCGGCUGGUGUGAAGGCUGUGUCUGCCCGUCAGGUGCACCUGCGUCGGGGCCCGUGUGGCAUGCCGUCCGUGGCAGGAGGGCGGCGUGCACGGAGGGGGGAGGAGGGGGACGGACUGCGGAGCUCGGCCGGAUUCCGGGACUCGGACCCGCACAGCGGCCGGCGGUCAGCGGUCUCCCUCGGCCCGGAAAGGCCUGCCGCUACGGUUCCCUGGGGCUGGGCCACGUUGUACUGACCGUCCGGCCCUCGCUGUGUGCAGCCACGUCGGAUCCUCUAACAGCCGAAACUGGUGUGGCUCAGUGGAUAGAGCGUUGGCCUUGGGACUGAGGGGUCUUGGGUUCGAUUCC